AUGCCGCUAAAAAGAUCUCGUGGUAGGGAGUCUGUGGAGGAGGAGGGACGGUCCUUGGAUCUGCCGUCCAGGCGAUAUGACCUUCGUGAGAGAGUCAGGGGGAUAGCUGCUAUGCCAGAGCGGAUUAUCCGGGAGGAUGUGCAGAUAAGGGAUGGGAUGAUGAUCGAUUCGGAUUGUGAGGAUGAUUUUGUGAUCACGGGAGUGAGGACGGUGGAGCAGAAGCUGGCUUCGGAGGGACAUGAAAUCGUGAUGGUCCAUGACUAUGUGAGUGUUUCCUCGAAAAGUUCUGCCUCGCCAUCCUUUGCACUUAGCCUAUAUUCACCAAUAUCCUAUGAGUCAGAUCCGAAGGAGGAUCAGGAUCCACCGAUUUCUCCAUACGUCCCGGAGGCUGUUGAUCACUCUCCCGAUAGCCCUUUUGCACUGUUAUGGGAGGGCACGUCCCCCAUACUCCGUUUCGAGGCUGAUAUGAGGGCUGACGCUAUUCCGACCUUUGAUGGGGGCUUCACAUCGGGUAUCAAGAUACUGUUCUGCUUCAUCUGUGGCGAGGAUGGUCAUUACCCGCAAGACUGUCAGUUCUACACGCAGUACAUCCCAUGGCCAUUGCUUGUCUCUACUGUGGAGAGUAUGAGCAUUAUGCGGCUACCUGUAUGCUGA
Molecule: messenger RNA, 654 nt
Organism: Arabidopsis thaliana (thale cress)
Lineage: Eukaryota; Viridiplantae; Streptophyta; Magnoliopsida; Brassicales; Brassicaceae
Product: nucleic acid / zinc ion binding protein
Exons: 2
Coding region: 1-654 (217 amino acids)
Molecular function (GO): nucleic acid binding; zinc ion binding
Source: RefSeq, marked reviewed